This is a messenger RNA of Helianthus annuus (common sunflower), 801 nucleotides long. RefSeq lists its product as uncharacterized. The transcript has a single exon. Bases 1 to 801 code for a protein of 266 amino acids. NCBI's taxonomy places the organism in Eukaryota, Viridiplantae, Streptophyta, Magnoliopsida, Asterales, Asteraceae. The record is from RefSeq and is a predicted model, not a curated record.
AUGGAGGUCUUGGAUUCUUGGAACAUUAGAGUAAUAACUUCUUUUUCAUUUGAAUGUAUAGAACUGCUACAUCAUGCUAGAAAUAACAUAAACAAGUUUGGAAAGAUCUAUGUCAUAAUUUUAAAAACAAUUUGGAGAUGGAAGAGGCAGUUGGUUUCGAGGGAAGAACAAAGGGAAUGGGCUGAACUCAAUUGCAUCGAAACUGUUAGAUUGUCAGUUGAUUCCAAGGAUGCUUGGACUUGGUUGGGCGACGGGUCAAGGAAUUUCUCGGUCGAGUUGUUAAAAAAGAUGAUGGUCAUGGACAAUGAUUAUAGCGAAAAUUAUGUGAUCGAGUGGUGUAAAUGGACGCCGCUUAAAUUCAAUAUUUUCGUGUGGAGGACUGAAAAAAACAGGAUUCCAAUGCAUUCGGCGCUCAUAAGAAGGAAUGUGAACCUGGAUUCGGAUGCUUGUGGGUUAUGCGAUGAAGGCUCUGGAUCUGCGGAGCACCUCUUUACAGCAUGCGAAGUGGUGUCGCGGGUUUGGUUAUUCAUAGGUAAUUGGCUCAGGUUACCUCCGAUGCUUAUUUUCUCCUUCAAAGACCUAAUGGAAUUCCACAGAACUUCUAAUUUGGGUAAGAGGGAAGCGGAGAUAGUGCACGAUAUAAUAAUAACAGCCUGCUGGUGCGUCUGGAAGGCUAGGAACGAAAAAGUAUUCUCCAUGAAAGAGCCCUCGGUCAAUAGCAUUAUCGGGGAGAUAAAGUCGUUGGUUUUUUUGUGGUUAAAAUACAGGUCUAGAUAUAAGGAUUUAAGUUGGGUUGACUAG